This is a messenger RNA of Octopus sinensis (East Asian common octopus), 2160 nucleotides long. Its product is annotated as myosin regulatory light polypeptide 9. Bases 371 to 889 code for a protein of 172 amino acids. The record is from RefSeq and is a predicted model, not a curated record. Gene Ontology annotation, molecular function: calcium ion binding; myosin heavy chain binding. Gene Ontology annotation, cellular component: cytoplasm; myosin II complex. The transcript is spliced from 5 exons. Lineage: Eukaryota; Metazoa; Mollusca; Cephalopoda; Octopoda; Octopodidae.
CACACGGAAGAGCGAAUUACUUUUUGGUGCGUUGCGCAUGCGUGGGUAGGCAAUUUGAGUGGAGUUUUGUUCGGUUUUGAUGUCAAGUCGAAAUUAAAGCGGAGCAGGUGGUCGUCGAGGGCAAGGCAACAUUUAGAGAAGCCAGACGUUUACAGGGAAACAACAGCUAUAAUCAAUCAAACAACGAGAAAAAGAAGGAUAACUAAUCACAGUUGUUAUGAUAAUUUAAAAACAAAACAUUCAGAUUUUUGAAAAUAACAAAAAAAAAUAGCUGCCGGUGCUCCAGGAGAUUAUUGAAAAUUCUCUCCUUCCCUCUUUGUAUUUACUAAUUACUGUUUCUGUCAGAAAGUUUUCAUAAAAACUAAGCAAAAUGUCGAGCCGUAAAGCCAAAGGAAAGACGACAAAGAAGAGGGCACAACGUGCGACCUCAAAUGUCUUUGCUAUGUUUGAUCAAGCUCAAAUUCAGGAAUUUAAAGAAGCUUUCAAUAUGAUAGACCAAAACAAAGAUGGACUAAUUGACAAAGAAGAUCUCCAUGACAUGCUAGCAUCUUUAGGCAAAGACCCUGAUGAUAAUUAUCUGAAUGAUAUGGUAAAUGAUGCUACGGGCCCCAUCAAUUUCACUCUGUUUCUUACCAUGUUUGGAGAUAAGUUAAAUGGAACAGAUCCCGAGGAUGUGAUAAAGAAUGCAUUUGCUUGUUUUGAUGAGGAUGGAACUGGUGUCAUUCAUGAAGACAGGCUACGAGAGCUGCUGACCACUAUGGGAGACCGCUUCUCUGAUGAAGAUGUUGAUGAAAUAUUUCGGGAAGCGCCUAUCAAGAGUGGCAACUUUGAUUACAUAGAAUUUACUCGGAUUCUGAAGCAUGGCAAGAAAGACAAAGAUGAUGAUUGAAAGGGGUUUUCGCUAUGCAACGUAUUCGCCUGGGGGCCAUCAUCUCCAUCUGGAAGUGAUGACCCCAAGCCCUCUGACCUAAUAUCUAAGCAUCUGUCUUCUUCCUUAAUGAUAAUGUCAUUAAUUAUCUCCACAAAAUUAAUACCAACAGUAAGAGUAACAAUAAUAAUAAUGAUGAUGAUCUUAAAUAAAAAAAAGAUUUAGCCAUUUUUCUCAACUUUCCAACUUUAUAAUUUUUUUUUUUUUGGAAACAUUGGGAGAAAAUAUAACAAAAAUUUAGAAAAAGGUAGAAACACAUCAAAUAUGCUUUCUUUUAAUAUUAUUAUUACACAUUAAAUUUUAAAAGUUGAAAAACAAUUUGAAAAUUUGGAAGAAAUAUUAAAGAAAAAAGUAUGGAUAAAACAUCUUAUGUUGAACUGUUCAGAAACAUCUUGGUGUCAACAUUUAGAAACAGAUUGUUAUUCAUUUCUCUAAGAAAGCAAAAAACAAAACAACUACAAAAAAAAAAGCUGAAAAGAAUAUCUGAAAGCUUCAAUUUUCAUUUUUUAUAUCUAUAUACAUAUUGUUUUUUUUUAUUUUUUUAUUUUAAAAAAUUUCACCUGAAAUAAUAAAGAUAAUAACAUUCCAUUGUGAUAUGUUACGAUAAGUAUUUUUAUAUUAUUAUUAAUAUUAAUAUUAUUAUUUCAAGUAUUGGCAAUUGCUGUAUUAGUAUGGCAAAUGGAAUUUGCAAUUUUGGUUUCAAUUCCCUAUUGAAACUGAUUCAUUUAAUGCCCCUCGUGCCCUUUGGAAAGGCAUGACAGUUACAAACUAGCAUUUUUCUCUUCUCUAAAAUCUCCAAAGGUUCCAUGCCGGUGUAAAUAAAUAAUUACUAAGGCUUUUUUUCUCAAAAUUUUGAGUCUCUUUAGAUUUAACAAUAGUUAGUGAUUUCAUUUUGAGUUUAUUUUAAAUUUUUCCUGUCCCUUUUUUUAAAAUGAACCCUUCACCAGCAAUCUUGACAAAUUUUUGUCUGGAAUGCAUUAAAAGCUCAGAAAGACCUAUAGUCCAUUUAUUUUUUACAUUUAUAAAAUUUAGAACCAUUGUCUUAGAGAAAAGAACCACACCAACUACUGCACCAAAAUCAUCAUCAAUUAAAUAGAAGACAGCAACAACACCAAUUAAUACUUUUAUUGCUAAAAAGAAGGAAAAAAAAAGAGAAGAAACAAGGAACUGAUUUGCUUCCAUUCAAUUUGCCUGCCUUAUUAUUUCUGACUGAUUUUAUAAUAAAAAAAAAA